GUAGGCGAUAGCUGAUACACAUGAUAGAGGCUGAUUCUUGUGACGAUUGGCUCGACGCUGCAAUGUUACGUGCGAGAUGCUUGCGUGGCGCGGAGGCUCGGCCGCGCCCGCCCGGAUGAAUGAGACAAGCCUGCGCUCGUAAGAUCUCCAUUCUACUUACGCUCGCACUUGUGUCUCAGCGUCAUGAAAAAGAGUACUUAUGGACAGCUGGCGCAAUGGGGCAUCUGCGUGACAUCUCCGCCGUCGGUAUCUACGAGUCAUCCUGUUUACGGCUUACUGUGCGAUCUGUGAUUCUGCCAGGCUAUAAAGUCGUGUUUGAUUGGACGCGCGUGGGUAACUCUUCGCUGCCCGCAUAUUUCACGUAAUCGUACCACUUCAACAAAACAUUAAUCUCCUUCCAUCGUUCUGUGCCACGACAAGGCGCCGGUUUCAUCGCACUCUCUAUAAGUCAUCCGAUACUGCAUAUUAUCCUUAUUUAUCAGCCCACCAUUCUCUGUGGCGAGCCCCUGUGCAAUGUUGUAAACCACCGUCAAAGCUCGAGCACGACUUUGCUCUCUUUCCUCCAUCCUGGCCGUCAAGAUUCAAAGCAUUGCUCUCAGCGAUGGACGUAAACUUAAGGCGCGUUGUGGUUGGUGUUGUAGGUUUCUCGAUGGCGGUUGUUGGUUUCUUCUUGAGUGUUACGGUCCCUGUUAUAUCCGCGGUCUUGCCGCAGUUUCAGCCGCAAGGAACUGAGCGUACGCAGACUAUUUUGCGAAGACGAAUUCAGGAGCGGGAAAGUCGCGAUUUACAUCGACAAGAAACGUCGCCCGCUGCACAUCACGAUGUUGUGUCAGAGGCGGGUACGGCGGAGUCGGUGGAAUCCUGUAAUACGGCUACUACUGAUCUGUCCUCCGCUCACCAUGCUACAUGCACGAGUCCUCCUUCCCUGACAAAUUCACCUGAGUCCAUGUCUCACGCUCUCCCUCUGCCAACCGCAGCAGCGCACGCCAGAUGCGAACAGCAGCACUUUUGCACGCCUCAGAAAUGCUCAAAUCAUGCUUCUACUUCUACUCCAGUCCCACCUGCCCAAGUGAAUACCGAAAAGUCCGCGGGAGCGAGAAUUGGGAAAAGGAAUUCUCUUCCUACUCGCGCAGUUACUUGGCUCAAGACUUCGCCGCAGCCUGCAUUUCUUCAUUUGCAACCUUCGCCGCGAUCCUCUGGAGAGGGUCCGCGUCCAUCUAUCGUAUCAGCUCCACGUGCAGCGACAUUUGAUGAAAAUUCCGUUAGUGGACAAUUAGACAAACAGCAUGCACCGCGCAGAGCGAAUACUUUCUUUGGCUUGCGGCGAUCAUCUAGACUUGCCGCCCGUGCAGGCUCAGAGCCUGCACCUGCACCUAUGUCAGAAUCUAUACAAGGAGGGAGGAGUUCCGAACCCGCGUCACCAUUGACAGUCGCGUUUGAUUUACAUGACAUUUCGCCGGAUGCUGAAGCCAACGUUCGCGAACAGAAGAGACGAAAGUCUUAUUUUACACGACUGAAGAAGAAGCAUUCAAGCAAAGGCAUGGAAAACGACGUCGGACGACAUACCGAGCUACAUCAUCGUGAUGCCGUUGUCGCCCCGAAUAAUUUUUCACAGACGAGCGAGCGCGGGCGCUCAAACGAGAAGCGGUCUAAGCGACGUAUCUGUGCCCGUCACCGUAGACCAGCCACAGCACCCUCAGAACCAGUGCCGCGGACGAAUCCGUACGAGGCACCUUAUUAUUUCCCGACACCAGCUUCUCCAGAUGCGGUCAAUUAUGUUCGACUCGCGCGUACGGAAAAUCGACGUACUUCUGUCAGCCCUUCUGGAGCAUCUCGUAUCCCUUAUCGAAAUGAACUUCGCCCGUCCCAACCCAUCGUGGAUAUUUCUUCCUCUGUUGUAGCGCACGAUGGGGCGUCGCCUGUCUAUACUGAUAACGUCGUGACAUCGGCACCUCAAAACAACGCCGGAACUAAUACUAAUUAUGCUAUUUCGACAAAUGCGCAACAUCGCAGGAAUACUUCAAUGGCAUCUUCAUCACCCACGAUGGAAGAAUUUGGAGUCCUUCGUAAUCGCCCAAUGCCCGUGACAGGUAAUGCGGGUUCACCGUCUUAAUAUCGUAAGGAUCGCACCCUCGCCUAGACUGCGCUCAGUGCUCUUCAUCUCCUCGGACAAUUGUACGCAAUACUUGCGAUGGAGGUGUUCUUCAUCCGCUUUAUUUUUAAUUCGUCUGUUUUCGCAUUUCACAUUGUAUGUAUAGAUUUAACCUGCUCCACUCCGUCAUCGCAUUGCAUUGCAUCGUGUCACAUACGCUUUCGUUUCGUAUUCUCUGUUCUGCGAGUAUUAUUCGCACCUUGCAUCAUCCAUGCAUUCAAAUUAUUGCUGUCAUUUAUUCUGUUCCUGCAUUUGCACGUUUUUCGUAGUCGACGUAGUGCCUAAUUGUCUAGGCACAGUGAGCUGUUACUGCUCUCGUUCUUACGUGUACCAAUUACUCUCCUAAUUCUUGUAAUAAUC
Messenger RNA from Fomitiporia mediterranea MF3/22, 2512 nucleotides. RefSeq lists its product as uncharacterized. Lineage: Eukaryota; Fungi; Basidiomycota; Agaricomycetes; Hymenochaetales; Hymenochaetaceae. The record is from RefSeq and is a predicted model, not a curated record. The coding region runs from base 602 to 2113 and encodes 503 amino acids. The transcript has 3 exons.